Molecule: messenger RNA, 2322 nt
Organism: Sparassis crispa
Lineage: Eukaryota; Fungi; Basidiomycota; Agaricomycetes; Polyporales; Sparassidaceae
Product: Vacuolar import and degradation protein
Exons: 12
Coding region: 1-2322 (773 amino acids)
Cellular component (GO): cytoplasm; nucleus
Source: RefSeq, a predicted model, not a curated record
AUGAACAUCUUCAGGAGUCUCCUCGGAAAGGUUUGGCAUGAUCCCAAUGCCGCUGAGGUUGUCAAGAUCUCGGAGGGUCAGCUCUAUCUCGUCCGUUCAGGGACCAUACGAGGUGCCAGAGAGUGCAUUUACAAUGACGCCAUGGCUACUAUUCGCCGUGUGCCGUCUCUCGAGCACAAUUUCCAGCUUGUAAUCACCCGCGUCUUUGAAGAUGGAGAUCAAGAACUGCUGGAGGAUGAGGAAGAGACCGAUGAGGAGCGGGUGUUUCUGAUCAGUGAAGAGCUGGGCUUCCGAACUGGAGUCACAGAAGACGGCCCUACUUUCAUGUGGCGUGAUUUGGAUGGAGAUGUUGACGAGUUUUACGAGUUUGUGGCGUCUGGGACGAAUGAACCGACUCGUGCCUUCUUUGAAACUUGCAUGUAUCGUGCCAUGUACGAGCGCAAGUACAAGAUCAAUGCCGACGACAUCGGGGAUGUUCAGUUGCAGGAAUUCAUAUCGCAAACUUCGACAACGAGAGAUUCCAAGGCGUCUUCCAAGACGCAUGUUUCUUCGUCGUCUAAGCGUAAAGAAGCCUCUGAAGCCGCGCACGAUCCACACUUCCCAGCUUCCGCUAGCACGGGGGCAGCAGCGAUCACGAAAAGUGGCAAGGCGAAAAAUUGGAAGAAUGUCGCAGCGGAUCCUGCUCUACCAGCCCUCGUUGCAGAAGAGGCUGAACUACACUUGUGGAAUCGUGAGCGAGGCUUCUUUGUCAUUCAAGCGGAGGUCGUCGCGAGAGUCGUCCGAAAUGCUGCCUCCGGACCGUUUGACUAUUGGUUGAAUGCAUUCGGCGAGGAUGGACAACUCCUUGCACACAAGAUCACAUCUGAUAUGAACCAGCGAUGGUCGUCUAAAGUCUUGUCGUUGACAUGGAAUCACACAAGCGAUACCGGACUGCAGAGUAGCUGGUGCCUCCGAUUUGAGACUCAGAAAGCUUUCAGCAACUUUCAACGAAUUUUCACUCAAGCGUUGUGGGAGGGGUUGAAUCAGUACUCAUGGGAGAAAGCCAAGCUCGACGAACAAGCCUAUGUUAUGAGCUCGAAUACGGAGGAUGUGGAAAUGCGAGACGUCGAGGACGAGGAGGACGAAGAAGAUGCGGUGGAAGACGAGCUAGACAAGAGUGAAGACGAGGAGGAACCCGAAGAGUAUGCUGACGCAGAAGAAGAAGAACUACCUGCGCUGGGUAAUGGCGAACGCAACUCACAACUUACGGUCGGCUAUAAAGGCGAUCGGUCGUAUGUCGUUCGAGGAAACAGCAUUGGUGUCUUCGGCUACACGGGCGAUAACCAGGUCAAAUACCAUGCCACUCUCAGCAAGCUCGCGACACCAAAGGGCAAGACCUUCAAACCUAAACACGUCAUGCUGCAUGAUCAGGACUCCAAGAUGAUCCUGAUUAACCCGUCAGAACCCAACUCCCUCUUCAGCAUGGAUAUUGAACGGGGAAAGAUUGUCGAGGAGUGGAAGGUUCAUGAUGCAGUGCAAGUGGAUCAUAUCGCACCGGACAGCAAAUUCGCGCAGAUGACCCCGGAGCAGACUAUUGUCGGCGUGUCGCACAACGCACUCUUCCGCAUUGAUCCGCGCAUGUCAGGCAACAAGAUGGUCGACAGCCAAUUCAAGCAGUAUGUCAGUAAGAACCAGUUCUCCGGUGUUACGACCACGGAAUCCGGGAAACUGGCGGUGGCGAGCCAGAAGGGUGACAUCCGGUUGUUCGACGCCAUUGGCAAGAACGCGAAGACGGCGCUACCUCCACUUGGUGACCCCAUCCUGGGCAUUGAUGUGACGGCAAAUGGACGCUGGAUAGUGGCAACUACGAAGACGUACUUGUUGCUUAUUGAUACUCUCAUUGGAGAGGGAAGAUAUACCGGUAGCUUGGGCUUCGACCGCAGCUUCCCCGCGAAUGCCAAACCGAUACCUCGCAGGCUGCAGCUGCGCGCAGAGCAUGUUGCCUACAUGGAGAAUAGUGUGUCGUUCACUCCUGCUAGGUUCAACAUGGGCGAAGGGCAGGAAGAGAACGCCAUUGUGACCUCAACAGGGCCGUAUGUUGUCGCCUGGGACUUCGCCAAAGUCAAGAAGGGUCUGCUGGACAAGUACGAAAUCAAGAAAUACGAAGACUUCGUCGUGCAAGACAACUUCAAAUUUGGGGAUGACAAGGAGAUUAUCGUUGCGCUUCAGAACAAUGUUCUCGCGGUCAACAAGAAGAGUUUGAAGAGGCCAACGAGAGCAUCCCUUGCCACGCCAAUGAAGAGCUUGCAAGGCCGGUCCAACAUCGUGAAUACGCCAUACUGA